GAAAGGAAGGGGAGGAGCAAGGAACCAUGGCUGCUCUGGUAGCAGUCUGCAGUGCGCUAGGGAAGAGAAAGUUUACACGUUUCCCAGCGGCUUUUGUCUGCCUCACAAAUCCCGGGACUCGUGCAGUGCUGUGCAGAAGUUGUUCACAAUAUAAACAGGUAACCAGCAAUGAGGACCUGGUCUUUGUGGGAAGAAACAAAAAGAAAUCACAAAAGCAAUUAAGAGAGCUCAAAUAUUGGGGUUUAUGCCAGUUACGUACAAGGAUCCUGCCUAUCUCAAAGACCCUAAAGUUUGUAAUAUCAAAUAUAGGGAGUAAAUUAUAUAAAGUUAUUACCAAUAAACAUUUUGCAAUAAGUGGUUGUGUGGUGCUAAUACUGGCUCAAACUAUAAGAUUUAAUAACCACUGAGUAGAAAAACAGGCUAAAUCUUGUCAAACUAUAAUAAGUGUUUAAUUCUUAUAGUAAUUUGGGAUCAUGAGUAAAAAGUGUUUCAGGAGUGAGGCUUCCUCUUCAUCAGAAUGCUCAUUAGGUAAAUCAGAUUAUUUAAAAAGUUAAUACUUAAAAAUAAAAUAAAAUGUUAAUACUUGUCACAUUUACAUACACAUAUAUUUUAAAAUGUUAACACUUGUUACAUUUAACGUACACAUACAUUUAAAAAAUUGUUACCGUGGAGUCUUCACUUAAAUCUGGCCCCCCAAACAGUUCAUACAACACACUACUGACAGUGUGAUGUCAAACACAGCAGGGCUGACUUGUACUGGAACUUGACUUUAUUCCCAGAUUUUUUGUUGUAAACAGGAUUGUAGAGUAUGGGUGCAGGGCAAUGGGAUGCCUGUGUAAUGUACAAAUCCCACAGGACAGGGUGUGGAUUUGAAAUUGUUAAGGAAGAUUUCCUAACAAGCAGGUAAGUAAGCCUGAUUGGGACCAGGCGUCUUCUCUCUGCAGAUGUCACACGGGGAUGGCCAGUGGUGCAGUCUGUCACAGGACCCAACACUCAGCUCUGGACUAGUCUAUCAUAAACUAGUAGUGUCCUCUAAGUAAGCCGAUCCAUACGCAAUCUGUUCUACAUCUCUUACUCCAGUAAUACAAACAAAUCCCCAAAAGACAUAGAAUGAGAAAAAAAUGUCUAACAAGCAUUCUUUUUCUCCUCAUUCCCUGAAGGUUGGGACAUCAAGCUUAUUUUAAAAUUAGGGCUCAGACAGAACCCUAUUUCCUCUCCUGUCCUGUGCUGCUUAAGUAAUCAGUGAAGCAAUCCCAACAGCAACUCAUGAUUUGUACACAUCAUCCCAGGUACUAUGUGGGCUCCAUAAGCGCCCCACAGUAACUAAUGUCUGUUAACACAUAAAUAAAAGAUGACAGCAAAUUCAUAGCUAAUAUUAAAAAAACCAUCACUUAGGAAGUCACUGAUGGAAGAGCAAUGUGUGGGUUCAGCAUUUCACCCAGAGAGUAAAACAUGAAGGCUUCAUGUGAUGUGUCUUCAUGGGAAAUUCUGUUAUGGAAAAGACAUGCAAAAACCAAACCAUGAGAGUGCUCUUAACCUUCACUUAACCAACUCACUGAACAGGGGCUGUACAUCCUCCUUAAAAACCACACAGAAGCCCACAACUGUUGAGUUCUGUAUUACCAAUAAUCAGUUAUUUUGUUCCCAGAUCUUUGUCAGUUCAGUUCAAUAUUCUGUAUUGAUGAAUAUAAGCAUGAAAAAGACAUUACUAUUGCAAUGAAAACCAAGUAAAGUGCUUUGAGAAGACCUGAUUAAAGGCAACUAACUUUAAAAAAAGUCAAAUUAGGUGUGGUUAAGACAAAUAAGAUUGGGAGUGGGAAAUGAAAAAACCCUAGUAGCCUUUUGUACUUAGGCUGCUUUGCAAACGUCUUUAAAGAAACUAAAACUGGGGCUUACCUAAGUGAUGGGUGUGAUUCACAUAGGAACUCCAGUAGUGUUAGUUGUUCGGGUGUGUUCGACUUUUUGUGGCCCCAUGGACUGUAGAAUGCCAGGCUUCUCUGUCUGUGGCAUUCUCCAGGCAAGAAUACUGGAA
Molecule: messenger RNA, 2032 nt
Organism: Odocoileus virginianus texanus
Lineage: Eukaryota; Metazoa; Chordata; Mammalia; Artiodactyla; Cervidae
Gene: MRPS18C
Product: mitochondrial ribosomal protein S18C
Biological process (GO): mitochondrial translation
Cellular component (GO): ribosome; mitochondrial small ribosomal subunit
Molecular function (GO): structural constituent of ribosome; small ribosomal subunit rRNA binding
Source: RefSeq, a predicted model, not a curated record